Drosophila ananassae is the source of this 1606-nucleotide messenger RNA. RefSeq names its product ubiquinone biosynthesis monooxygenase COQ6, mitochondrial (gene Coq6). Gene Ontology annotation, molecular function: oxidoreductase activity, acting on paired donors, with incorporation or reduction of molecular oxygen, NAD(P)H as one donor, and incorporation of one atom of oxygen; 2-octaprenyl-6-methoxyphenol hydroxylase activity; FAD binding. Gene Ontology annotation, cellular component: mitochondrion. The transcript has a single exon. Gene Ontology annotation, biological process: ubiquinone biosynthetic process. Lineage: Eukaryota; Metazoa; Arthropoda; Insecta; Diptera; Drosophilidae. The coding region runs from base 11 to 1516 and encodes 501 amino acids. The record is from RefSeq and is a predicted model, not a curated record.
AUAAGUAUCGAUGCUAAAGGUUUCAUCUCUAACCGCACGACGAAAAGAAUUAAAUAAUUGUUUAACGAACGAAAACUUUGCAUUUCCAGCAGAAAUGCUUGCCUUUUUAAGGAUACGCAGUGUGGCUUUGCCCGCCGGAAACAUUCGUGUGUUGUCCUCCAAACUCUUGUCCACCAAAAAUGGCACAGAUUCCAUCGGAAGCCGGUCGGAAUCGACAAAAGCUCAUUAUGAUAUUAUCAUUGGCGGUGGAGGACUAGUUGGCACCACUUUGGCCGCAGCUCUGUCCAGCAAUCCGACCCUGGCGGACAAGAAGGUUCUGCUCCUUGAAGGAGCUCCCGAAUUUAAAGGCUUUGAUCCAGCUGGGCCGUACCAAAAUAGAGUUUCCGCCAUCAACAAGAACUCCAUCGAGUUGUUCAAAUCCAUAGAUGCUUGGUCGCACAUUGAGGCCGCCAGGUACAAGCCGGUCAAGCAGAUGCAGGUGUGGGAGUCCAACACGGACGCCCUCAUCCAAUUCCAGCACGACAACUUCGCAAGCGAUGUGGCUUGUAUCAUAGAAAAUGAUUUGAUUCUGGACGCAGUCUAUGCGAAGGUAAAGGAUGCCCCUAAUGUGGAGAUCCAGAACAAGGCCAGGAUCCAGUGCGUCCGCUUGCCGAAGGACUCGCAAUCUCAACUCUCUGAACUGGAACUGCAGGACGGGCGUACCUUUUCCUGUGACUUGCUAAUCGGAGCUGACGGAGCCAAUUCUGUGGUGCGAAAGGAGAUGGGCGUGGAUGUUUUCUCCCUCAACUAUGAGAGAAUGGGUCUGGUGGCCACUUUGGACCUGGGAGAUGAUGCUUGUGAUAACUCGGUGGCCUGGCAGAGGUUCCUGCCUACUGGUCCUGUCGCCUUGCUGCCCUUGACCGACAGACUAAGCUCUCUGGUUUGGAGCACCACCAAUGAGCAGGCGAAGAAACUGCAAUGUCUUCCUCCGAAUGAGUUUGUGGAUGCCUUAAACGAGGCCUUCUGCCGGCAGUAUCCGAGAGUGGAGCUGGCCGAUAAGGCAGUCCAGGCACUAAACACCUUUUUCGGGCAUAAUGCCACGCAGCACCAAGUUCAGUAUCCCCCGAAGGUUUGUGGUGUCAAGGAGAAAUCGCGAGCCACAUUCCCUCUUGGAUUUCUCCACGCAUCCUCCUAUGUUUGCAGUGGAGCAGCUCUCGUAGGAGAUGCGGCCCACCGAAUCCAUCCACUGGCUGGUCAAGGCGUCAAUCUGGGCUUCAGCGAUGUGAGGUACCUUGUGGAGUGUCUGGCAGCUGGUGCCUAUGCGGGAUUCAAGCUGGGCGACAAGCAACACCUCAUCAAGUAUGAGCGUAAAUGCCUCAAGAAGAAUGUGCCUAUCAUGCUGGGUGUCCAUGGACUCCACACCCUCUACUCGACGGAUUUCAGUCCGGUGGUUCUGUUCAGGAGUCUGGGCCUGCAGCUCACGCAGAACCUACCGCCCAUAAAGAACUUAUUCAUGCGCGGCGCAAUGGGGCAGUAAAAGGUUGACACACAAGGGGGUUUACAAAUCGUUAGUUUUUAUAGUUUUUCACAUUACUGGUGAAUGGAAUAAAGUGAGAUUUUGUAUCAA